Messenger RNA from Amaranthus tricolor (Joseph's coat), 1365 nucleotides. RefSeq names its product probable rRNA-processing protein EBP2 homolog. The coding region runs from base 240 to 1148 and encodes 302 amino acids. Gene Ontology annotation, cellular component: preribosome, large subunit precursor; nuclear periphery; nucleolus. The transcript is spliced from 2 exons. Gene Ontology annotation, biological process: rRNA processing; ribosomal large subunit biogenesis. Lineage: Eukaryota; Viridiplantae; Streptophyta; Magnoliopsida; Caryophyllales; Amaranthaceae. The record is from RefSeq and is a predicted model, not a curated record.
UAAACGUCUAAACUCUUAACAAAAGUGGCAAAGCAUGAAAGCAGUGAAUGCUCAAACUCAAUAUUCAAUACUGAAUAGUGAAUAGCGCCGUUUGCAACUUUGCAUUCUGCGUCUCUGUCUUCCUCAUCCAUCAAAGGCAUCGAUUCAAUCUUCUGAAAGCUUCAACAAUCUACGUGAUCUUCAAUUCAAUCUACCUGAUCUUCCAGCACUUUGCCGGGUGAACUUGCUAGAGAUCUCAGAUGGUUGUCCGAAGUAAACACCCUUCUAUCAAUGAAGAUGAUUCAGUUGAUGAUGAGGAGUUUGAUACUUUUGAUAAUGAAUCUGAGUCAGAACAGGAAUCUGAGUCAGAUGAAGAAGGAGAUGACAUAAAGUUAACUGAACCUUCAAAGACUGCCAUUAACAAUAAGGAAGGUCUUCUUGAUAAGUUCAGUGAGAUUAGUUGGCCUGAUAAAGUUGAUUGGAUGCAUACUCUUUCAAUAGUCGUUAAUCAAGAACAAGAAGUGGAUGUAAAUGAUGAUCUUGCACGCGAGGCGUCUUUUUACACACAAGCAUUACAAGGAACCAGGGAAGCCUUUGCAAAGCUUGAAUCAAAAGGGCUCCCUUAUCUAAGGCCUUUUGAUUAUUAUGCUGAGAUGGUGAAGACAGAUUCUCAUAUGGAAAAAGUGAAAGGGAAGUUAUUGACUGAGAAAAAGCAAAGAGAAGAACAAGAGGAGAGAAGGAAGGCUAGAGAGGCAAAGAGAAUUUCUAAACAGGUUCAGGCAGAAAAACAGAAAGAGCGAGCUAAGGAGAAAAAGCAGCAGAUAGAAUCUGUUAAGAAGUGGAGAAAACAGAGGCAAAGAAGCGGAUUUGCAAAUGAUCAGGAUGAAAUGAAGUUGUCGUUUGAAGAUGGUAAGCCACUAGGAGGGAAACGUAAAGGACCUCCUGGUGUGGCUCCUGGAGAUAGAUCUGGUGGGAAGGCAAGACAGUUUAGUGGCAAGGGCAAGAAGGGCAUGGAUAAAAAGAGGAAGGGCCGUGAUUUCAAAGAUUCCAAAUUCGGGUUUGGAGGCAGGAAAGCCGGGAAGAAACAGAACACUGCAGAUACAACGAACGAUAUUAGAGGAUUCAAUAACAAGUCUCGCUCUGGUAAUAAGAAAAGAAAGAUGUCCUAGUUCUUUAUUCCGUUGGUUAAAAGAUAAUGUUUUACGGUUGGCUUUAUGUGAUCCUUAGGCUGUUUCUUUUUGUAAUAUUACUUGAAUCUGAUUACCCCAUUUUUGAGAUGUUUAUCAUAUUAUGGUAUUUAAAGGGGAACUCAAUGGUAUUUGUCUAUGGAAGUAAUAGACAGGUGAUGUUUGUCAUUGCAUUAUGCAUGCGUUAUAUGGUGUUGCA